CACAAAGACGUCAACAACAACAUUCUCAGAAAAAAAAAGAAAAAAAAAGAUAAGAUUACCGUUAUUAUUAGAUUGUCAAGGUCAAUUUACCACCAGUUUAUGUAGAUCGUCAGGUUGCGAGCCAAGAGGAGAGGGCGUAAACCGAUGCAUGUACAAACUAGGCACGAAAGGCCAUGCAAACAAGCAGCUCGCUAGCUGGCUGUUGUAAAAACCGCAUGCUACCACCAAACACCACUCACCCGAUAUCAUCUCCGUAUCACGCAGAACUGGCGGUCAUCAACACGCGCUGUACCAGGAAAGCCAACAUCGAUCUCUGCCAUAAAUCCAUUGAUUGCUUUAACACUGAGCUGGUUCGACUGUUUUUAUGCGAUACGCCUCCAGCGAGAUGGAAGGCUCCAAACCCAGUCUGAAAUAAUCCAGUAACGACGUUGUACCACAAGAACGAGGGCAGAGUGGAUCGUGGAUUACCACUUUUUUUUUUAUCAGGACCAGGCCAGCAAACAUUGUCCCACCUGCUGCUAGAGUGCAAGAGUAGGGACUAGUAGGGAACAUAUCGCAAGACUUGUGUCGUGUGCCAGGCGGUGUGUUCCUGACGUGUCAACCAGCUCAGCCAUCAAACUCAAAGACUUCACAACCUGAUGAAUGCUCUGCCGCCAAGUGUAACUUGUAUGUGUUGAGAGGAGGGGUACGGUCGCCGUCUUGCAGUGGAUAAAAACAAAAGCUGAGUCGCCGCUGACGAAACGGGCAUUUUGAGGGGCGGAGAGCGAUAUGUGACCGGGGCAUGAUUGGGUGUUGAUUAGUGCCACGAGCGGGGACUUCCGCAUUACUUGUGCCGAGUGAAUGCCCGUGGACUCGGCACCGCAGUCGACAUCAGCAUGGCCGGAGCAGAAACCCACAAACGGGUGUUCAAUGUGGGAGAUGUGGAAGUGCCAGACUGGAUGAGCAAAGGAAACAAGUUCAUUAAAUGGGAAGAGGAAUCAAGCACAGCAACACCUGUGACACUGCGUGUGGACAAGCAUGGGCACUUUCUGUACUGGAAGAACCAACUGAAGGAGACAGAUUGCCUGGAACUGACCAGCCUUCGUGACACAAGAUACGGCAAAUAUGCAAAUGUCCCCAAGGAUGGGAAAUUGCGAGAAACCUGUUUCAUGGGAGCCCCGGACAUUCCCUUGGAAGACAAGACCCUGACGAUCGUCUUCGGUGCUGACAUGGUCACCAACAACACGCUUAACUUCUGCUCCAACAGCGACAAGCUCACUCAGGAGUGGGCAGAUAUGAUUCUGAAGAUAAGUUACCAUCGUUCAGCCCAGUAUCCGUCUCCAUAUAAGCUUCUAGAAAAAAUUUACACAAAAUUGACCAUAAUGUUGAACAAGGAAGGAAAAAUAACACUAAAAAGCAUCAAGAAGAUGUUUGCAUCAUCGCGGGAAGACAAAAAAAAGGUGGAGAAUGCCCUCCAGGCUGCCGGGGUCCACCUUGAUAAGAAGGAUGACACCAUCGCUCCCGACUAUUUCCGUAUUGAAGAUUUUUUCACGUUCUACAUGAGACUCAUCAGCCAGAAGGAGCUGGACAAAGUCUUUCAAGGACUUGGAGCCAAGAACAAGCCUUACCUGACCACCCAGCAGUUCAUCAAGUUCCUGAACGACGAACAACGAGAUCCCAGACUCAAUGAGAUCCUGUAUCCAUUCUACGAUGUGCCGCGGGCCAGGGAACUGAUCACCGAGUUUGAACCGAAUAAAGCAUUCAUGAAGAAAGGUCAGCUGUCUGUGGACGGUCUGCUUCGCUAUCUGUUGAGCGAUAAAAACUCAGUCGUGGGACCGGAUGCCUAUUUACUAUGCCACGACAUGGAGCAGCCCCUAGCUCAUUACUUCAUCAACUCAUCGCACAACACGUACCUGACAGGUCAUCAGUUGACGGGGAAGUCCUCUGUGGAGAUGUACCGGCAAGCCCUGCUGUGUGGCUGCCGCUGCGUGGAGCUCGAUUGCUGGGACGGCAAGACGGCGGAAGAAGAACCAAUCAUCACGCAUGGCUACACCAUGUGCACUGACGUCUCUUUCAAGGAGGUCAUUGAGGCUAUCAAAGAAACAGCCUUCAAGACCACAGAUUUCCCGCUCAUCUUGUCCUUUGAGAAUCACUGCUCACCAAAGCAGCAGGCAAAGAUGGCCAACUAUUGCCGGACAAUCUUCGGUGAUGCCCUUAUUGUCGAUCCACUAGAUACAAAUCCGAUUGAGGUGGGCGUAGCGCUUCCUAGUCCCAGUGCACUGCGAGGCAAGAUCCUCGUCAAGAACAAGAAGCGACGAGUCGUCGACGGUGCCAAGAAGAGAUCAGCUCAAAAGAAGGCAUCUAAAGAAGGCGAACGCAAAGGCAGGGGUCGUCUAGCCAGUGGCUCCUCGUUCUCUUCCCACUCAUCGUUUGACAUCAAUGAGGAGGACUACGAGUUUGUGCCGAGCCAGAGAACUUCCAGACGAGGGGCAGGUCGGAGGUUGAACAGCCAGUCAUCGAUAGACAGUGAGGUGUCUGUCUCUGAUGUCACCAAAGUAACACGAGGAGUCUCCCGCAAAGCAAGCAAACGAUCUCAGCUGCUGCAGAUUGAUGAAAAAGAUAAUGACCUUUACUCGUCCGAAGAUCACGAAGUGUCAGUAGUGUCCAAUAAGUUGCGUCGUGAGAGUCAAACUUUAAGUCCUAAUAUGGACGGCGAAGCAUCGUCUAAACGUCGGGAGAGCCAAUCUAGCAAACGUGUGAGCAUAGACAGCACUAACGGGGAAGCACCAAGACACCGAGAGAGCCGAAGCAAAGAGGCCUCACAGGAGCCCAUCGUUGAAGAGGGGUCAGUGGUGGUGACCAAAACCCGGCGUGUUGGUCAAAUCCAACCACCGGUCAUUGAGUUUGGAGGUAGGGAAGCUCAAAUUUCCAAAGUUCGGGAUAGCCCAUCAUCCAGCCCCAGACUGUUGAAGAAGGGGCAAGAGGGCCCUGAAACUCCCAAAUUGUCCCGAUCCAAGGAAGAAAAUACAAAUGACAAAGCUAGUACAGAAUCUACAUCAAAUACUGCUCCAGAAAGCACAGCGAAACGAGUUAUCUCCAUAGGACGAAGUGCCUCCACUGCAGCCACCAAGACGUUUUCCAACGACAGCGAACGGAGCGUCGACAGCGGAAUGAGCAAGGCGCCCAGUGAAACCUUGGACGAAGUGGAAGAGGAAAGUGAGAGCGAUGAUGAAGAAAACAUGAGCAAAGAGGAAGUCCAGCGGCAUCAAAUGGAGAAGAGGGAAAGGGGCACAGCGGGUCAAGAAGCAGAAGCAGGACGAGAGAUGUCGGCACUGGUCAACUACAUCCAACCUGUCCACUUCCACACAUUUGAGACUGCAGAAAAGAGAAAUCGCAGUUAUGAGAUCUCUUCCUUCGUGGAGACAUCGGCAAUGAACCGAGUCAAGGAAAACCCCAUCCAGUUCACCAACUACAACAAAAGGCAGCUGUCACGUAUCUACCCCAGGGGGGCCAGGGUGGACUCCAGCAACUACAUGCCCCAGAUUUUCUGGAAUGUUGGAUGUCAGAUGGUUGCACUGAAUUACCAGACACUGGAUCUUCCCAUGCAGCUCAACAUGGGCUAUUUUGAGAUCAAUGGCCGGACAGGCUAUAUCCUCAAGCCAGAGUUCAUGAGGCGAAAGGACCGGCUCUUUGACCCUUUCGCCGAGUCCAUCAUUGAUGGGAUAGUGGCCGCCACCGUGGAAGUCAGGGUCAUUAGCGGCCAGUUUCUCGGUGACCGUCGGGUCAACACCUAUGUUGAGGUGGACAUGAUCGGCCUCCCGGCCGACACAGUUCGCCGACGCUACAAGACCAAGUCCCAGUCAUCCAACUCCAUCAACCCCAUCUUUGAUGGGACCCCCUUUGUCUUCAAAAAGGUGAUUAUGCCAGAAUUGGCCAUGCUUCGCAUCGCCGUCUUUGAAGAGAACGGCAAGAUGGUGGGCCACAGAAUACUGCCAGUGGAAUCACUCAGACCAGGUUAUCGCCACAUCUUCCUCUGCAAUGAGUCUAACCAGCCCCUGAUGUUGCCCACCCUCUUCCUGAACAUCAAGGUGCGGGACUACGUUCCCGAGCGGAUGACCAACUUUGCCGACGCCCUGGCCAAUCCCAUCGCCUACCUAUCCAAGGAGGAGAAGCGGGCUGCCCAGCUGAAGGCCCUGGAGGAAGAGGAAGAGGUCAGGCAGGUCAGAGAGCAGGAGCAGGCAAAGGAACAGGAGAACGGUGAAGACGAUUCUCCCCAUCAGUCAACCACCGAGCGCAAAACCUCUUCAGCGCCAGCCCCAUUCACCGCUGGCAAUGCUGGCACAGGGCCUGCAAACUACCGCAAGAACACCAACCCAUCAGCGGAGGCCAACGGUCUGAAGCGGAGCGCCAAACUUCAGGCCAGCCUGGCAGCCCUCACCUCCCCAUCCUCCUUCGGAGACAGCAUGGCGAUACCCAGGUCUAAAUCACUGGGUGCCGCCCAGUUUCAGAUGGAAUCUCUGGGCUCCCCGCUCAAUCAGACCAGCCGCAGCAUUAGCGCACCCAAUCUGGGCCAGUCAGAAGAGAUAACGGCAGCUAGGCUUGAAGAUAUCAAAGAGCACAAGAAAUACAAGAAGGUGGUGAUGCGGCUGAACCUGGAGCUGGAGAAGCUGAUCAAGAAGGAGGAGAAGAAGCAGAGCAAGACGAAGCGCACCCACGCCAAGGAGCUGGCCAAGAUGCAGAAGUCGCACGAGAAGGCCUUCAAGGCCCUGAACAAAAAGCAGGCCCGCCAGCUCAAGAAGGCGGCCAAGAAGGGACAGAGCAUUGAUGAGUUGAGACGCCAAUUGAACGAGGUAAUGGAUGCUCUCACAAGGGAUAAGGAGAACGAGCUUCUGAAGAAGCAGUCAGCCCAGGUGAGUUCGCUGAUCGACCUCUACAAGAGGCAUUAUGCCGACGAGAGAGACUUGAAGAAGGAGCAUGCCGAGAUCCUCUACGAGCUGCAGAUGGAGCUGAUGGUGGCCGUCCAUGAAAAACAGCUGGCCAAGCUGGACAGUCAACACAAGAAGGAGGAAGUUGAAUUGCGGAAGAGGCUGGAUGAAAAGAAUGCGGAGGAUCUGAAACAGAUGAGCAAGCGGCGAGGCGACAAGCAGGAAAUCAGCAGAUUACGAAGGGAAAACCAACAGAAGUAUAUUCAGCAGGCUGUGUCCUAUCGACAGACGUUGCAUGAGAUUCAGCAGAAGAAGCGAGAGGAGCUGGAGAACCAGAUGAAGGAACUGCAAGAAGAGCUAGCUGCCGAGGAAGAUUCGCAUGCAGCAUCACUGGAUGCCGAGUAUGAAUCGAAAUGCCGACAGCUCGUCCAGGAUCUGAAGAAGAACCAAUCGUCCUCUGAUGGGCCCAUUGUGGCCACCCUCAGCAACGGCGCAGCAACCAGCCAGGAGCGCAUAGCUGCUGUCAACGGCAUUGUGGAGGUUGAGGCUGUGAUCGAACACAAUGGGGAGAGGUCAGACGAGACGGGUGAGGUGGAUCCACCCCGCCCCGCCCAGGCCCUGCAAAAGUCUUCGUCGUCUUCGUCCUCCGCCUCACAGGGUAACAAUGAGGAGCAGGGAAGUUCUUCGCCCAGAUCGGACGGCUCCCGGCCACACUCUCCAGUUAAAUUGCCGGAGUCCCCCUCAUCACCCUCUGAGGGGUCGCCUCGGAAAGACAUCACCCCAACUCCUGGGGGCUCGCCCAACAAGUCCCCCACGAAGAUGCCCCCAGGGUCACCCCAAAAGGUUCUGGCAGAGACAACCAUUGUGUCUCCCCAAAAAGCAGCCAAUGAAAGCGGGGCCCAAGUGAAUGGGACCCCAGAGCCAGAACGGACCGCCUCACCAGUAUCAGUAGGUGAGUCGCCUAAGAAAAGUCUGGAUCUUAGCGACAUAGAGGCCGACAUAAUCACUCGGUUAUGAAGUCAGAAAACUUACAGUGAGUCUGGUAAAGGAAAAUGUGGUCUUCUUGCAAGGGCAUAUACCUAAAAUUAACGAUUACCAAUUGUAUUCACUUUUUAAACCAUUGUGCACGACACAUGUAAUUGGUGCUAAUUGUUAGGGAUCCAAUGCACAUUCCGUGGAAUUCAAGACAGAUGUUGAACUGUUGAGCACACACUCUGAAAGUUUUAUCCUUGCAUUUGUUUUUGUUUUUUUUUCUAACAAGCCGCAUAAAUUGUAAUCACCUGAUUUAUUUUUUUCUAAUCUGUUAGAUGUGUCUUGCUUUUGAAAAGAUUUUAAGUUCUUACGGUGUCAUUAAAUGAUUUUAUCUGCACCAAUUUUUAUAUUCUUACAUGUUCUUUCUUUGGCUGUGUAUUUCUGAGACAAACCUUUGAAAUGUGAAAUCGUCAGUCAGUGAUCAAGAUUUAAGGAUGUAAAUUGAAAUAAAUAAUUGAAAUAAAUAAAUCCAGUAUGCACUGAAUGUUUACAAUACCUGCUUGUGUCUCUAAACUUGUAGGCUUUAAAAGAUUUUAUCUCCUUUUUGAGAUUUAUUAGUAAUGCUGAUCAACUACAAUUAUUAUUGCAAGUAUUUUCAUUGUAAAUGAUCAAUGGUGUUUUUUUAAGACUAACGUAAUUCCAUGAAAAAACAAAAAGUAAUUUACACAAAUUUCACAAAUGGGAUCAGAAAUGUUCCUCACAGGAUCAAAUGUUUUGCUUGGCUAAUUUCUAAACGGAAAAUUACCUUAUUCAGUGAACCUUUAGUGAACAAUUUUUCAUUUACCAACGGAUGAACAAAUUUUAACCUCUAGUUUAUGAGUAAUUCCUACAGGAGGUUGUGGAAACUUAAUCUUUUCAGGUCCAUCGUCAAAACCAGCACGGCAUUUAGAUUUUAGAAUAACUGCUGUUCAGUAGUAAUCGCUGUUGAUAUUUUAAUCAUUAUUGUACAGAAUGAAUGCAAUUUUUACCUGAAUAUAUUUAAUCAAAGGUUUGCUUCUUAAAUCUAAAAUAUGAAUAGUGUCUUUUAAUUUCUUUUAUUCUUUCACCUGCUGAAAUUUUGUUUCAAUGUGCACCCUUGAAAGCAACUGAUGCAUUAACUCGCAGCGUCCUCCUUGUUUUCUAAACCAAAUUGAAGCCAUACUGAAAUUCAGUUUCUUUGUAUUUGUUUGAAGAGGUCAAAGUUCACGGGGGUGAUUUUUUUUUAAAUCGGUCUAUUGAAAGUCAGCUUUAGUUCAAAUUGUGGUUUCACAAGAAAAAAAAUUUCACAGAAGUCACUACCGGUGUGUGUUUUUCUUUUCCUGUACAUUUUUUCUUUUAGACAAUGAGAAAUUUGGAUCUUAAAGCCACCGAGGUUUGACUCUUAUUUUCAGUCCAAUAUUUGUGGGUCAUUUUUGUUAGUGGAUCACACUACUGCCUUGGGAUGAUAGACAAAAAUAAACUUUGAGAUGGAUGUGUGUAUAUAUAGUUGAUAAGUUUAAAUAGGUGUAUAUAGGAACAUAUUUAUAUAGAAUGUACAUGCUCCAGCACUUGAGGUACACGAUCUGAUGUUUGGAGCUGUGUUUAGCCGAAUUCAUGCUUCACAUUUGGACAAAUACCAGUGACAUUUUGUGAGGUUGGUACCUGAUGACCGUAUGAAGCUCUUUUUGUAUCUCAUUUUUGAAGCCAUUCAGUAUUUCAAACUUGUGCAAGGGUUACUUUUUAGAAACUCUAAAAACAAAAACCGGUGGCAAUCGUGGGAAAAGUGUACAAUACAGUUUUGCUGGUUUCAGGAUGCAGCUGUGCACUCUUUCCCCCUUGGAAAGUGCCAAUUGUCAUGCUUGUGAGUUGUUGCUUACCUUUUUUAGCUUGCACUGCCUGUUUCAAGGCUGAUUCUGAAAGCAUUGCAAUUGUGUUCUUUGCCCAAAGGCAGAGAUAUUUCAUUGGUAUCUGCAAUCAAGAUUGGAUCAAGACAUUCAAAUUCCACAAAUUUAGUCUGGGCGUUUAAGAAAUAGCCAGAAUUGAAAUGAGACUGUGCACUCAGCACAAGGGCAAUACGUGUAUAUUGUCAUAGGUUUGUCAUGAAGACAUUUCCCAGUCUCCACACGUUUAUCAAUGCUGCAGAAUGGGAUGAAGACUAGAUACUAGACACCUAAGGAGUACCAAAAGAGCAACCCUUGGUGGGAGUCUUGGGAAAGCAGUCACUUAUUUUGCACAGUCGCAUCCAAGGGGGAUUUUUUUCUGUGGUGCAAUAGGAACAUCAUUAAUUGUGCACUGUAUCAAAUGUUGACAUCAAACAAAAUCAUUGAACAUGUGCAUUUUGUAUGGUGUCAUAUCACACUCGCUCCAACCAACGCUGUGGAGAGUUGUCCAAAUAUUUUGUGGUAGGGAGCACAACUUUUGGUAAGAAGUCUUUGUUAUAUUCAUGGUGGAUAUCAGUAAUUUGGUGUAUAUAUAUUUAAGAUGUAUGAUAUAUAAGUAUUUUUGAACAAAUUAGUCACUCACUUCACAUAAUGGAGAGGUCUUUUAGUCCCCUGGUAGUUCGCCUGCUAAUUUGGGGGCCAUAUCAUAGGACUGAAAAAUGCAUGAGACCAACUAAGGUGUCGGGUGUCAUAUUAAACAAGAAAACACUUUGGAAUCAGGAAGUAUAUAUAAAUACGUAUAUUUUUGAUAUGAAAUGGUAGGAACAGGCUUUAAAAAUUAUAUAUAUAUUGAAUAUAAACACAAAUGUGGCACAAAGAGAAGCAUUUGGAAAUGAAGGUUUGUAUACUAUUUGGAAACUGAUGCCUUUGGAGUGGAGUGUUGAGGAGGAAUGUACAAGAUAAUUGUUGGGUUCACAUCUGAAGUUGCAGGCAACUGCUCUGAAGAUGAAGCUGUCAAUUUAUAAUUACUUGCAGCUUUAGUAUGUUUUUUCUAGUGUUUUCCAAGGUUAAAAUACUUCUUUCAGGGACACAGAAUGUUAAUUUUUUUACCAUUUUUCCCACCUGGAAUAUCGGAACACCCCCUUUGCUUUGUGAAUGAUAUCACUGACUUUCAACCCAAAGUUUUAGAAAGCUACCGAUGUUGAGAUGGUUCAUCCAGGUAGGGUGCGUUCCCUGCGUAUUGUCAAUGAAGGGAAACCUGUAGAGUUGUGGACCCAACAAUUGCACCCUAUAUAUUCCCCAAUAUCAUUAAAGGGAAGAGUGUCAGAAAGGAGACGGAUGUAAAUGAAGACUUUUUAGCCACUGGAUUUGUUUUACACUCGGCAAGUUUUGCCAUCUUGACUUGAUUGUCGUUGUAGAUUGAGGCCUUAAGAUAUUUGGUUGAAGUCUGGGUGUUUCAAAGUUUUCCAUAAAAUUGGGUCUUCUCGUACAUGUAGAUUAUUUUGUACGGUGUAAUAGUCUCCAUGUCUCUGAUUGUUUAAAUGGUUCGUGCCCCAGAACUUCAAAUCCACUUUGUCCAUAUUCUUUUCAUUUUAGAGGGAUUUUAAUCCUCAUGAUCGUAAUGAUGUACAUAACAUAUUUUCACUUGCAGUUAAAAAAAUUACACAGAGGACAUAAUGUGUGUGCAGGGAAAUUUCAAACAUUAAUGUAAAACAGCACAUCCCACCAUUCAUUAAAAGUUUUGUGGUUUUUAAAUAAACAAUAUAGCAACAAAUUAAUAAGAAAAAAAGUGAUUGUUGAUAUAUUUGUACGUUUUUCUCAAGAAAGUGUGAAAACAAAUUUUACCUUACUAAAAGCCCGAAGCACAUUGUUUAUCAUUUGUAGAAGCUGUUUUAGUGAUGAUAUUUUUUAAGGAGAUUACAUUUUGACAUGUAAUUGUACUUUACUAUUGGAUUAUGUCCUUCACUGAUAAUUCUACUUGUAAAAGACCCUUCAUAUUUUACUGCUGACAUCUCCAGUUGUUUGCUCUUUUUGACCAACAAUUGGGAAUACGCAAGUACCUCACUCCUUGUUGACAAUGCAAUUGAAACACCCACCCUUGUCCCAUUUGCCUUCUAAAAUGUUUUAAUCGCCCCACGCGUGAUAUCUGCCCCUAGAAAUCCUGUCCGUGUAAAUCUGUAUGUCACUGGAUUUUGUCCUGUUGACAUCGGGCUUAAACUAAAUCUGAAAAAGCCUGUGAAAUCAGACGAUCGUUUCAGCUGCCCUCUAUUUUGGAUGAAGCCACAGUGGAUUUGGAAAACUGUAGGCUCUCAAUCAGAGUGGCAUGCCAUUUGAAGUAAAACUUGGAUCAGUUAUCCAAAAUUCUAAUUAGUUUACGAAAAUUUGCGGUCAUACAUGCAAGGAUGUAUUGUCACACUGAUUUAAUGCAUUCAUGGUCGUAAUACUUUACCGUGACUAUCGGCAGUAGAGGCUCACGCCGUGUCAGCCACUUCUGCAUAUAGGAUCUUUACUACCAUUUUUUGCCUAUUUCACUGUGCUUCUCACACCAUUCAGUAGGUCUACACAACGUAGAAGCAUUGUUGUCCACUUUCAUCAUGCUGUAAUUUUUCCCGCUCCUAAUUCGAACAACCAACAUCAUAUUUCCUUAUCGUCUGGGGAGAAAAUGCACUUUCUCUGCCGUAAAAUGAUGCAGUAUUUUAUCCAAAGGAUCAAGGCGUUAUUUAUAUGUGACCAUCACUUGAGGUACAAUACAUUAAUGUGUGAAAUUCGUCAUGGAUAUGUAAUUUUAUGAAUCUUGCUAAUAUUGAUCAAAGUUAAUAACAGGUGUUUGAGCAUGAUCCUUUAUCAGUUGACAGACGUUGGAAACAGACGAGAGUUGUUAUCCAUUUUAUCAAAAGUGAACCGUAUAUAGUGGACUUACGAGUUGUGUUGCGAGGUUAAAUGAAUGAAAGUAAUGCGCUUGCUACAGUUAUGCAUUGAAUGAAUUUGUGCGAAACUAUAGUGAAUAGUUUCUGACCGGAGACUGAAUGACGUAACUAACCCGUGACAGACUCCUGAAUACUGGCUAAAAACAAUUGGCCGUUUGUGGUAAUAUUGCGAAACAUGUGAUUCCAUGUUCCUUUCGGAUUCUCAGAAUGAUUAAAUACAUAUCCAUUACGUUGAUAGCAUUUUUUCAUUGAAAAAUAACCCAAGCAUUUUGUAGGCGUUUUCAAGUACGUUAGGCCCGUAUAUUCGUAUGGGCCUAAUUUUUCCUGGUUAUUGUAUAUAGGGAACUCGUUCACGAGACAAUACUCUUGGUUCGCGAAAUAACUUUGUGUUUAAAAAUGUAAAUCAAGAUAGAGACCCGUGAUUCUCUUGAGGGGAUGUACUUUCAUAAAUGUCUUUUAAAACAGAUUUUACCAAGUUUGAUUUUUAAUUAAAGGAAAAUUAAAGCAUAUAAAUCGGACUGUGAUACACCAGCAUUUAUUUGAGUGGAUGUUGUUUUGUCAAUAAAGGAACACCAAUGCGUUUUUUCAUUGAA
This is a messenger RNA of Acanthaster planci (crown-of-thorns starfish), 11294 nucleotides long. Its product is annotated as 1-phosphatidylinositol 4,5-bisphosphate phosphodiesterase beta-1-like. The record is from RefSeq and is a predicted model, not a curated record. Gene Ontology annotation, biological process: phosphatidylinositol-mediated signaling; G protein-coupled receptor signaling pathway; phosphatidylinositol metabolic process. Gene Ontology annotation, cellular component: cytoplasm. Gene Ontology annotation, molecular function: phosphatidylinositol-4,5-bisphosphate phospholipase C activity; calcium ion binding. Lineage: Eukaryota; Metazoa; Echinodermata; Asteroidea; Valvatida; Acanthasteridae.